AUGUUAAGGCUUGGGAUGGGACUGUCCAUUGGAUUUCUGGUGCUAAUCUUCAUCCUAGCCCAUCUUUCCUGCGUCUACACUCGCCUCCGCUUCCCCGGAAUAUCAUCUUACCGGAUCUCCACCACCGCUACCACCCCGGCUACCAAUGAGAGAGGGCUCGAUGAAAGCAGUCUCAUCGCCUGCCCGAAACUCGUCUACUCCCAAGUGAAGGAGCACAUGAACGGCGGUGCGUCGAAGUCUACGGCUUCCAGCUGCUCCAUCUGCCUGGCAGACUACAAAGACACGGAUGUCCUGCGGCUGUUGCCGGAAUGUGGGCACCUCUUCCAUUUGGGAUGCGUUGACCCAUGGUUGCUCCUCCACCCGACCUGCCCAAUCUGCAGAAACUCGCCGCUCCCGUCUCCUCUGGUGGAGGUGGUUCCCUUGGCGAUCCAAAGCAAUUAA
Molecule: messenger RNA, 441 nt
Organism: Thlaspi arvense
Lineage: Eukaryota; Viridiplantae; Streptophyta; Magnoliopsida; Brassicales; Brassicaceae
Source: the annotation of a GenBank genome assembly